Physcomitrium patens is the source of this 2527-nucleotide messenger RNA. Its product is annotated as long chain acyl-CoA synthetase 9, chloroplastic. Gene Ontology annotation, molecular function: long-chain fatty acid-CoA ligase activity. The record is from RefSeq and is a predicted model, not a curated record. NCBI's taxonomy places the organism in Eukaryota, Viridiplantae, Streptophyta, Bryopsida, Funariales, Funariaceae. Gene Ontology annotation, cellular component: membrane; endoplasmic reticulum.
AUGGGGGCGUUUUUUGUGGUGUUGGUGCCAGUGGUGGUGACGACGUAUUUGCUGGGAGAAAGGAAGAAGAAGAGGAUUAAGCAGCAGGCAGUGACGGUUGAGAAUGUGGGUGGAGAGAAGGGAUUGACUAAGCGGAAUGCGCGGUUCGAUAAGUUGGUGGAGACGCCCAGGGAGGGAGCUGACACUUUGGCCAGCCUGUUUGAGCAGUCUUGCGCGCAGCAUUCGGGAAAUCGGUUUCUGGGGACUCGGGUACUGUUGAAACGUGAGACGGAAGUAUCCGAAGACGGCCGAAAGUUUGAGAAGGUGACGUUGGGGCAAUAUGAGUGGACCACUUACGCCCAGGCGUUUCUCCGAGCCAGUGACUUUGCAUCUGGGCUCGUCGCGCUCGGUCAUGGACAAGGUGAACGUGUGGCAAUCUUCUCCGAAACUCGACCGGAGUGGUUACUUGCCCUUCAGGCGUGUUUCCGCCGGAACCUUACAGUGGUUACCAUAUAUGCGUCUCUUGGAGAGGAUGCUCUCGUCCAUUCAUUGUCCGAGACGGAAGUUUCUACAGUAAUCUGUGAUUCUAAGCAGCUCAAAAAGAUCGUGGAUCUUAGUGACAAACUCGGAACUGUGAAACGGGUGAUUUAUAUGGAAGAUGAUGACACGGUUACUUCUGAGCCAUCAAUGGAGGGAAAGGUCAUAGCCCGGUUUUCACAUGUGGAAAAGCUUGGCAAACAAUCACCUGCUCAGCCUGAUAUGCCCCGCCCUUCGGAUAUCGCUGUCAUCAUGUAUACCAGUGGGAGCACUGGUAUGCCCAAGGGUGUGAUGAUGUCGCAUAAAAACAUAGUGGCCACUAUUGCUGGAGUAACUGCUUCAGUACCAAAACUGAAUACAAGCGACGUGUACCUUGCCUACUUGCCUCUCGCACAUAUUUUGGAACUUGCAGGGGAGUCGACACUUUUUGCAGCAGGAGCUGCUAUUGGAUAUGGUUCUCCAUUGACCUUGACAGAUACCUCAAGCAAGAUAAAAUUUGGUACCAAGGGAGACGCAACUGAACUUCAGCCUACACUCAUGUCGGCAGUUCCAGCAAUUUUGGAUCGUGUUCGAGAUGGUGUGAGGAAAAAGGUGAACACUAAGGGAGGGAUCACGAAGAAGCUUUUUGAAUUGGCCUACUACCGAAGGCUUGCUGCCAUCGAAGGGAGUUGGUUUGGUGCAUGGGGUCUGGAGGCAAUGCUCUGGAAUGUUCUAGUGUUUAGAAAGAUUCGAUCUGCUCUUGGAGGGCGGGUCAGGGGAAUGCUCUCUGGGGGUGCACCACUUUCAGGAGACACUCAACGAUUCAUGAAUAUCUGCUUUGGGUGUCCUAUUGGCCAGGGCUAUGGUCUCACCGAAACUUGUGCAGGUGGAACAUUCAGUAAUUGGGAGGAUAUGACUGUUGGCCGAGUAGGCCCUCCUGUUGCAGUGUGCUACUUAAAGUUGGUUAACUGGGAUGAGGGUGGUUACAAGUACACAGACGCUCCAAUGCCAAGAGGUGAAAUUGUGAUUGGUGGGCCUAAUGUGACUAUGGGAUACUUCAAAAAUCAAGCUAAAACUGACGAGGUUUACAAGGUGGAUGAGAAGGGGAUGAGGUGGUUUUAUACGGGAGACAUUGGCCGCUUUCAUGAAGACGGAUGUAUAGAAAUUAUUGAUCGUAAGAAGGAUAUUGUGAAAUUGCAACAUGGAGAAUAUAUAUCACUGGGAAAGGUGGAGGCUGUGCUUUCAGCAAGUCUUUAUGUGGAGAACAUCAUGCUACACGCAGAUCCUUUUCACAGCUAUUGCGUAGCUCUUGUCGUCGUAUCUCAAUCGGCACUAGAAGGCUGGGCUCAGGACGCUAAUGUGGAUUACAGUGAUUUUGCUGAUUUAUGUUCAAAGACACAGGCUAUCAAAGAGGUUUUAUCCUCCCUCACAAAGAUUGGCAAAGAGAAUCGUUUGGAGAAGUUUGAGAUUCCAAUGAAGAUUAAGCUGAUGUCUGAGCUCUGGACCCCCGAGAGUGGUCUGGUGACUGCUGCUUUAAAGCUGAAAAGAGAGAACAUUAGAAAAACUUUUGCCGAGGAUUUAAAAUCUUUAUAUCAGUAAGUGUCAGGACAAUGAUAUCAUGGAACAAUUUUAGUGAAGCUUUUUUUUCUGAUGGGAACUGCAUGAAGAGCUUGCUGGAGUUGAAUUUUUGGAGAGCUUUUAGACGCUUAAACCCAUGCCUCGUUGUUCGUUCGGGAGAUAGAUGUUGGAAAACGUUACUGGUUCGAGGAUCCUCUUUGUUUUAUGAUUUUUGGAGAUAGUCUUGAGACCAGAUCAUUCUGAAUAGCAGGUGUAAAAUUAAUUGCUUAUGGCAUGCUUUUGGGGAUGAUUCGCAGCAUAGUAGUCUAAUAAUGAUGUUUAUCUUGCAUGUUCUUCUUGGGUUGGUUAUGCAGUAAGAUAUUCCUAGUGAUAUACUCAGAAGUAGAUAUACAUCUGUAUCAUGGAUCAUUUACUAAUAAAUUCUAUCCCAGCUCCUCGUCCUUACUUUCUGCUA